This is a messenger RNA of Formica exsecta, 1861 nucleotides long. RefSeq names its product protein-L-isoaspartate(D-aspartate) O-methyltransferase-like. Bases 580 to 1299 code for a protein of 239 amino acids. The transcript has 7 exons. Gene Ontology annotation, molecular function: protein-L-isoaspartate (D-aspartate) O-methyltransferase activity. Gene Ontology annotation, biological process: protein modification process. The record is from RefSeq and is a predicted model, not a curated record. Lineage: Eukaryota; Metazoa; Arthropoda; Insecta; Hymenoptera; Formicidae. Gene Ontology annotation, cellular component: cytoplasm.
CGACUUAUAUUGGGUAACGUGUGUGUGACACGGUUUAUUCAGAUGUAGCCAAUUAGAUUUUCGGAGCUAUUUGAAAAAGAUAUUUUGAAAUCCCUGUCGGACGAAAUUCGCGCGGAAAAUAUUUUUCUAUCUAUAGCUGACGCGACCAAACUCGCAUCCAAAAUGCGCAAAAUCGAUCGACCGCUCGGAAUGCCUUAUAACAACGACGACGUAAAUAGAAUUGCAACAGUUAUGUAAUUGAACUCUCUCGUUCGAAUAAGUUGCCAAGUCAUUCGUCUGCUAGCAUUUAAAUCUGCACAUAUUGUCAGAAAUUCGGGGUCACGUUGCGCGUCACGAUAGUCCCUUAUCUCGCGAACAAGGAGCAAAUCGAUAAGCGUAUCGCAUCAGCUGUUUUAUAAUCCCCACCAGUAAUGCUCCCUUAAUUUCACUACUCGCUACCUGUAUUCUCACGGCCAUGUUAGGCACGGAUAUACAAGAGGAAUGAGGACGUUUCGCAAUAAAUGAGACUUUAUUGAAGUCUUCGAGAUCUUCUUGGCUACGCUACAAAGCCUGUGGAUUGUAAGAGAUAGUCCACAAAGCAUGGCAUGGCACUGCAACGGCACUACAAAUCAAGAGAUGGUGACAAAGUUGAAAGCAAUUAGGGACAGAUUAUUCACAGAUGCUGGCAUAUUGGCAACGGAUAGGGCAGAAGCUGCAAUGCUUACUGUUGACAGAGCAAAAUAUUGCCAUGAAUCGGAUCCUUACCUUGAUCGUCCUAGAAGAAUUGGUUACAACGUGACAAUCAGUGCACCACAUAUGCAUGCAUACGCAUUGUCAAUCCUCUCCGAUCAACUCUUUGAUGGCGCCAAGGCCCUUGAUGUCGGUUCAGGCUCGGGAUAUCUAUCAGCCUGCAUGGCGUACAUGGUAGGCUCGAACGGACGUGUAAUCGGUAUCGAGCAUAUUCCCGAGCUUAUAGAGAUUUCUACUAGGAACGUGCGCGAAGACAAUCCGCAUUUUCUCAAGGAAAACCGCAUCAAAUUCAUCGUGGGAGACGGCAGAUUGGGACACGCUGCUGACGGCCCUUACAACGCUAUACACGUUGGAGCAGCGGCCGAUACUUUACCGCAAGAGGUAAACUUGAUAAACCAACUAGCUCCCGGAGGUCGACUGAUAUGCCCAGUCGUGGCUAUAGAAGGUUUCCAAAGGUUUCAAGAUCUGCUGCAGGUGGACAAGAAUACAGACGGCACGAUCACGAAGAAGAAACUGAUGCAAGUCUCUUAUGUUCCUCUAACAGAUCCUACUACUCAAUUACGUAAUUAGAGUUUUUAGAAUGAGGUCUCUUCACAGCGAACGCGUAACUCGAGCAAGCAAUUAAACAAUCCGUCAAUCAACGAUAAUCGGAAUUUGUAUUUAUGAACCAAUUCUUUUCAUGCAUGCAUAAACAUGAAACAUGCUUCCUUUUCGAGAGAUUAGGAAUAUAAUAAAUUAUAUUUUACAUAUGUGUAUUCCCCUCCCCUAUUAAUUUCUUUAUAUAAUCCACUUAAGUUAACAUUUUGCGAAUUGCAGUCACGAAUAUAUUUAUUGAUUAUUUAUGUUUAAUGCAAUUCGCGCGCGAUUAUCAUAUUCUGUAGUCAUAAAAGUCUAAAUUUGUUGCAGCAUGGAGAUUCAUGCUAUUUUAUUUUUGUAGAUAAUAUAUAUUAAAUAUUCCAAUUCUUAUGCACGCAAAGGGUUGUAACGAAUUAAUAAUAAAAAGAUAAAUCUUUAUAUAUAAUGAGAGAUAAAAUACCAUUUUAUAUAUACUAUUGUAUAUUUUGUUUCUAACUCUUGCUCACAUGUAUUGUACGAUAUCGAAUCCGAAAUAUAUUUUUAUGUUCAACAAUUA